This is a messenger RNA of Zonotrichia leucophrys gambelii, 2433 nucleotides long. RefSeq names its product mothers against decapentaplegic homolog 6-like. Gene Ontology annotation, biological process: transforming growth factor beta receptor signaling pathway; anatomical structure morphogenesis; SMAD protein signal transduction. The coding region runs from base 339 to 1463 and encodes 374 amino acids. The record is from RefSeq and is a predicted model, not a curated record. NCBI's taxonomy places the organism in Eukaryota, Metazoa, Chordata, Aves, Passeriformes, Passerellidae. Gene Ontology annotation, molecular function: I-SMAD binding; transcription regulator inhibitor activity. Gene Ontology annotation, cellular component: heteromeric SMAD protein complex. The transcript is spliced from 4 exons.
UCCAUGUGAGGGCACGAGUAGGGAUGGGGUCUGCAAAGACUCUGCCUUGUGGUGUACCCCUGCCCAGAUCAGCUCUCAGCUGGACGCUGCCCUGUGCCUGUGCACUGGUGUCUGUGGUGCUUUUUAGGCUCCUGGCUGCCUUGGUAGCACCGUGCUGGGCAUCCCUGAGCACUGCAGCCCACGCAUCUUGUGCCAUGUCCUGGUGUGGUAGCCCUGAUGUGCUGGCCCUGGCGGUGGCUCAGCCCCAGGGCUGGCUGGGAUGAGGGAAAUCAAUGAAUUCCCCAAACGGGAAGGUCCGGGGGAGGGGAGAGCACAGGAAAAAGUGCAGGCAGUGACGCAUGACGGGCAGAGCAGUGCCGGCCGCCCCGAGAGCACAGCCCCAUGCAGUGCCCUGGAGCCUCUCACCCACCUCCACCACCCACCGUGGUCCCCACGACCACGGCAUGUUCCGUUCGCGCCGAGCCGGGCUGGUGCGGAGGCUGUGGCGGCAGCGCUGUGCAGCAGCCAGCCCCGAGGACGGCCCCGCUGCCCUCAAGCCAGCGGUGCAUGCUCUCUUCAAGAAGCUGAAGGAUGAGGAGCUGGAGCUGCUGGUGCAGGUGGUGGAGAGCCGGGGUGCCUGGGAGUCCGGCUGCGUUCUGGCACCAAGGGGGGACCCACGAGGGGUCAAACAGGGACUCCCCCCUCAAGUCCUGCUCUGUCGCCUCUUCCGCUGGCCUGACCUCCACCAGUCCCAUGAGCUCAAGCACCUCUGCUACUGUGCUGGGGGCCAGGGAGCCUGCGGGGACUUGGCUGGGCUGUGCUGCAACCCCCAUCACUUCAGCCGCUUGGCUGUACCUGAAACCCCGCCACCCCCGUACUUGAAGGCAUCCUGUGGUCCCUCCUGGCCAGAUGAGCCCCAGCUCAUGGAGUUCAGCUACGACGGUGGGGACUGGUGCGACACCAGUCUCUCAUGGAGCACCAUCAAGGACGGCUGUUGGUGCAAACUGGCUUACUGGGAGUACCGGACGCGCGUGGGCCGCCUGUACGCCGUGCACGAGGCGUCGGUGAACGUUUUCUGUGAGCUGCCCUGGGGCAGCGGCUUCUGCCUGGCACAGCUGCCCGCCGCCUACCGCAGCUGCGCCGUGCGCCGGGCACGGGGCAAGAUCGGCCGGGGGCUGCAGCUGAGCCAGGAGCCAGGCGGGGUGUGGGCCUACAACCGCAGCGAGCACCCCAUCUUCGUCAGCUCGCCCACCCUGAGCCCCCCCGGGCUGCCUGUCCUCAAGGUGCUGCCCGGCUACUCGGCAAAGGUGUUCGAUUAUGAGUGGGCAGGGGGCACAGGGGGCUGGCAGCUGCCUGGGGAGGGACCCUGUGACCCCCACAGUAUCCGCAUCAGCUUUGCCAAGGGUUGGGGACCCUGCUAUUCCCGGCAGUUCAUCACCUCGUGCCCGUGCUGGCUUGAGGUCCUACUGAACCAGCCACACUGAGAGUGGAGCUGGUGGGGGGGUGCCAGGGAGGUCCCCCAAAGCAGGUUGACAAGCUGGGGGUCCCUUCUACUGUUCCUCAGCCUGUGUCUUCCAGGGCUGUGUUGUAGCAGAACUGUCCUGGCUCUGGGGACUCUGUGCCUCAGUGCUGCCUGGAUGCAGUGCCCCUCUUGCAGGGUUCAGCACCUGCUUCCCCCAGCCAUGGGGCUCUCAGUGACACAGGACACUAUUUAAUAUCUUUUUAUUAUUAUUAUUAUUAUUAUUAUUAUUAUUAUUUUAAUGUCUAAGUUUAUAUUAAUUUAUCUAUUUUUGUAUAAAAAGCAGAGCAUGAGGCAGGAGUCCCCAUUGUCAGGGCCAGGCCUAGGGGGUGGCAGCUAGAGCCCAUGGGCACAGGAGGAGCAGGAGAGAAGGGAGGUGAGAGGGAAUGAGGAGGAAGGGGAAGCUGUGGGCCUAGGUGUAACUGCAGACAAGGGGAAUGGUAGUGAACUGGUACAGCUGGGGGGGGAGGUGAGGCAGGUGAGCACAGCUGGAGUGAGGGGCAGGUUAGAACAUCUGGAUAGGUGCAGGGCAGGUUAGAACAUCUGGAUAUGUGUGGGGCAGAUUAAAACAUCUGGAUAUGUGUGGGGCAGAUUAAAACAUCUGGAUAGGUGCAGGGCAGGUUGGAACAUCUGGAUAGGUAUUGCAUAGGUUAGAACAUCCGGAUAGGUGUGGGGUAGGUUGGAACAUCCGGAUAGGUGUGGGGUAAGGUUGGAACAUCUGGGUAGGUGCAGGGCAGGUGCAAUGGGGGGGAGAGGUGAGCACUCCUGGGGUGGGGACAGGUUCAGGGUUACCCAAGCUAGGUCCCAGGCUUCCUUCAACCGUUCUGGCAGCAUGGGGGGAGCCCCGAGCAAGCGCAGCCGAGGGGAUCCCGGAUUGCCCGAGUCGUGUCUGCUGUUUUUAACCUAAAUAAACGGUGCCACGGGCACCAAGAGAC